GACUAUAUCAUAGGUAGUCCUUUUUUUUCAUAUGUUUUAUUUUUUUCUUUACACUUUCAUUUUUGCCUUGGCAAUAUUUGGUUUGACAUUCAUUUUGGCGUUUAGAGGCAUAUGUUUUAGAUGCUUCAUUAUUCAAAAUUCUGGUAUUCUAUACUGGAGCAUAGUUGGAUAUUCUUGUAAAAUCUUGUAUUAUGUAUAAAUUUUUACUAGGUGCUCCAACUAACGGUAAAACAGCAUUAGCUGCAACACUAGCCAUGAAAUCAGAAUUCCCGUUUGUGAAGAUCUGCUCACCAGAAGACAUGGUUGGCUUCUCUGAAAGUGCCAAGUGCCACACAAUCAAAAAGGUCUUUGAAGAUGCUUACAAAUCACAACUCAGCUGUGUUGUUAUAGAUGAUAUUGAAAGAUUACUUGACUAUGUACCAAUUGGACCAAGAUUUUCAAACAUUGUUCUACAAUCAUUGCUGGUAUUACUAAAGAAACAGCCACCAAAGGGACGUAAAUUGCUGAUCAUUGGUACCACAAGUAGGAAAGAUGUCCUCAAUGACAUGGAAAUGCUGCCAGCUUUUACCAAGCAUGUCCAUGUCUCUAAUAUAUCUACUGGUAAAGAUGUCAUUAAAGUAUUGGAGCAUCUAACUGGAUGUUUCAAAGAGGAGGAAAUUGCACAGAUUGCAGCCAAAAUACAGAAUAAAAAGGUUUGGGUGGGUAUCAAGCGCCUUGUAGCAUUAGUUGAAAUGGCACGGCAAACAAGUUUUCCAAAUCGAGUUGCUAAGUUUUUAGUGCUCAUGGAGGAAGAAGGAGGGCUUCAACCAUAAGUUCAGUGUUGCCGCUGCCAGAAUGACUUCAUGAAUUCAACUAGAUAUUAUUAUAAAUUAUCACUGCUGAAUAUAUAUGAAACAUGAAGAGUGGUACAGAUUGUGUUCUGAAAGUCUACUUGUUAUUCAGUUUCCUGUUUAUUUUUAACUAUAUAUUUGUAACAUUCGUUGAGAACUACAGUAUGCUACACGAUGUACCAUAAUAAUAAUAAUAAUAACUUUAUUUAUCCACGGAUACUCAUUUCAAUCUUUUUACAACUGAUAUUAUAAAAGAAAGGGAAAACAAACAUGGAAAAAAUAAAAACCUACCUACCAUCAUGUCCUUUAUUCGAA
Molecule: messenger RNA, 1145 nt
Organism: Anneissia japonica
Lineage: Eukaryota; Metazoa; Echinodermata; Crinoidea; Comatulida; Comatulidae
Product: vesicle-fusing ATPase-like
Exons: 7
Coding region: 192-812 (206 amino acids)
Biological process (GO): SNARE complex disassembly; Golgi to plasma membrane protein transport; intra-Golgi vesicle-mediated transport
Cellular component (GO): Golgi stack
Molecular function (GO): ATP binding; ATP hydrolysis activity
Source: RefSeq, a predicted model, not a curated record